Messenger RNA from Fusarium tjaetaba, 1923 nucleotides. RefSeq lists its product as uncharacterized. The record is from RefSeq and is a predicted model, not a curated record. Lineage: Eukaryota; Fungi; Ascomycota; Sordariomycetes; Hypocreales; Nectriaceae. Bases 1 to 1923 code for a protein of 640 amino acids. The transcript has 5 exons.
AUGGAACUCGAAUUCGAAGACCCAACAGGGGGAUACGAUAUCUACAACGACGCCUACAGAGAUAGUAGUUCCUGUGGCCUUUGUAGAUUUGGUUUCUAUGAAGGAGAAGAGGUCAUUUCCUACUCACGCUCCACAUUCAAGCCCUGUAUCUACAGUACCAAACGAGGUCGCCCUCUUAUGCCAUUUCACUCUGAAUGUUUCCUGAUGGUUGGUGAUAAGCCGUUUCACAACGUCGCCGUCGCCGCCGCCACCUAUCGUGGCCUUCGCUUUGAGGGACCCCAACGUCUAGAACGCCGUCGUCGCCGGUGGCUGGUGGACACUUUUGCACAGGACCUUUUCCAGACUCUUCACGGGCGUCUCCCGCAAGACGUUUGCGGAAAUAUUGCUGUCUACUGUGUUCGUCAACGAGCUGCCCAGGCCUUGGAGCAGCUAUGUUCCAAGGGCCCCCUCCGAUCAGGAAAGAUAUCAGUUCCCAUUCACCGUGGUGUGACUCUAUGGGCUCAGUAUGUCUACUUCGAGGGCAAUCGGUACAUUCGGUCGUUUUCCUAUGCUUCACGCGGUGGUGAAGAGGAUAUUGUUCUUGAUUGGGACAGGGAGAAACUGCCUAACAUCUUCAUCCGCCAUAACGGGCUAGGAGUCAGCAAGUUUAUCGUCACAGAAGAAGAUCUUGCGGAGUUCAAAGACGACGGCCCUUGUGAGAUACGAUGGGCUAUACCAGCAGCACCAGCGAAGCACUCGCCGAAAAUCCCACUUCCCAAGGGCCUUGAUUCUGUAUUCGUACGAGCCUUUGAUUGGAACAAACCUGGAACACUGGGCUACUCUUUUCAUGUUUUAGACAACGUGAUUCUUCAUAUGAACUCCCACCAGGCUGGAUCGCCACCAGCUUCUGAGGAAUAUUCCCGAGCUGACUUCCCCAAUGUCGCGCGACUCUAUCUUGCCAUGAGCCCUGGCGAGAGUGUCUCCGAGCUCUGGAUUCGCACUUAUCACGAACAUCGUUCCACACUUAUCGUCGUCACGAAUCAUGGCCGCAGUCUCGUCGUUGGUACUCAGGCGAAUGAGCCGGGUGCAACAUAUCAUGCAAUUGCCAAGCUACCCCAGAACAAGCCUUGUCCUAUGUUUUACAUGGAGGCAUGGUCUGAAAGAAUUGGUUGGCUUCACUUCGAUUCCGUGCCCACAUGGCGGUAUGCAGAACAGCGUGAAAUCCAUCCUCCCUGGAGAAGUGCGCCGAGACCUCGGCGAUCCUGGCUUCCGUCAUCCUAUCACACAUCAGCGAAACUGGAUGAUGUCAGAGAGGUUACGCCCUGUAAAUUUUGGCAAACUUGGUACUUUGACGAGGGCGAAAAGAUCACAGGGUUGCUGCUCACUUACACUGAUGGUAGUCGAGGCUCUGUCGGUGAGAUUCGUCCCGAUAAACUGGGAACACCGGUAGCGGUGACUUCAGAUACUAUGUUCUUUCGGUACAAAGGUCCUUUUCGCGACGGCCCGGACGCUCUCAGUCACAUGGUGGAAUAUGGACUCGACUGGUUCGGGUUUUCAGAACCACUCGCCUUGGCCUCCUCCGCUGAGGAGAGUGAACAUACCAGCACAGAACUUUCCGAGCAUGAAGGCGGGUCCGAGGCCGAUUCUAGUGAAGGAAGUGAUUCUGACGGCCUCGUCAACUAUACAAACACCAUGGUAGUGCCCAUGAAUGGGCGCCUUGACUGGAUGGUGAGACCUGAUGAGGGCAACAUCCUGUCUCAUCAUGAAUGCAGUACCCCAAAGCAUGAGAUGCGUGAUGUCCUUGCUGAGCACGCGACAACAACUACAGAGGACCCAGUAGUGAAAUCAGUGACCAGCCUGAUUGGCGAUAUCAGUCCCAAGAAUCUUGACUUGGUUUAUCAAAAUGCCGAAAGCAACGGCAACUACGACAUCUUCGGGCUUUGA